Molecule: messenger RNA, 1913 nt
Organism: Salvelinus fontinalis (brook trout)
Lineage: Eukaryota; Metazoa; Chordata; Actinopteri; Salmoniformes; Salmonidae
Product: B-cell linker protein-like
Exons: 18
Coding region: 80-1066 (328 amino acids)
Biological process (GO): cell surface receptor protein tyrosine kinase signaling pathway; intracellular signal transduction
Source: RefSeq, a predicted model, not a curated record
GGGUGUUUCAGACUGCGUGAAAAGCAAGAGGUUGCUAUUUGAAAGAGCUUCCACAGAUACUGUUGGUUGGAUAAGGAACAUGCAUUCUGAAAUGACAGAUUUAGACUCCUUGGACACAAACAAUAACAAAAGUUUCUUUGGAAAAUUAAAGAACCUACACAGUGGGCCUCCAACUCCACCCAAAAGGAUAGAGAACAAUGCGGGGUAUGGUGGGUGGCCAGAAGAUGAGUUUGAUGAAGAGGAUGGGGACACAUAUGAGGCACCCCCCUGUGAGAGACCCGCCAUGAAGGUUCCUUCCAGACAUGUGGAGGAGAAUGUCUAUUUGGAGAGGACGUCAGAGCGGUCCAAUCCUGUUCUCCCCAAAAGGCAGGCAGCUCCACCCCCAAGGCCAGCCAAGAUGGCGCCCAUGGGCAAAGCAUUGAAACAGCAGCCUCACCCUGAGGAGUUCUACAUUGACCCCAACACCAAGAAACGAGAAUUCCCUCUCUCUCCCUCUCCAGCGCCUGAGGUAGAUAGGAAGGAGAAGCCAGGGAAGAGGUCUACUCCUAAGAAGUUUGCCUCUCCCCCACCACCUGCAGAGGAAGAUGUCUACCUGGAUCCUAAUGAAGGACAGGAAGACAGUGAUGACCUGUAUCUAGAGCCCACAGCGGCUUGCCCCCCUGCUCCUCGUGGGCCCAUGAGGAUGCCCCUCCCACCCAAGACAGCAGCCACCCCUCCCCCCAUGCCCAUAAAACCUCCAGUGCCCAGAGCCAAGUCUAGUUCACUAUUGGUCAAUGAGGCAAAGACAGCUCCUCCCCCUGAUAUCAGGCGCUCCAUGUUCCUUGGCAAACUGCCCCCACCCACCCUGGGCAUCAAACCCCCCCUCCCUGCAUCACUAAAGGAACCCAAACCAAGCCCUCCUCCCCCUCCUGUUGUACAUUCUACUGCUGCAGUUUCUCCCCCUGGUAUGAAGACGACCAUGCAGGAGAAAGAGUGGUUCGCUGGAAACUGCGAUAGAAAGACUGCCGAGGACUUCUUACUGCAGAUCAACAAGCAUGUUUGGGAUGCUCUGGAUCAACGUGUGUGACAGCGUGUUCCUGCCAAUAUCCAGCAACUUUGCACAACCAUUGAAGAGGAAGGGGACAACAUUCCACAGGCCACAAUCAACGGCCUGAUCAACUCUAUGCGAAGAUGUCGUGCUGCAUGAGGCAAAUGUUGGUAACAACAGAUACUGACUGGUUUUCUGAUCCACGCCUCUACCGGCAGCAAGGUAUCUGUGACCAACAGAUGCAUAUCUGUAUUCCCAGUCAUGUGAAAUCCAUAGAUUAGGGCCUAUUGAAUUUAUUUCAGUUGAGACAUUUUCUUAUAUGAGCUGUAACUCAAAUUUUGAAAUUGCUUCAUGUUGCGUUUUUGUUCAGUAUAGUUAGUCCGGCAUCAUUAGUGCAUUAGCCUGUCAAAUACAUCCACCUGUUUUUAUUUUGUUCUCUCCCCUCUUCUCUCUGUGCUGCUCAGUAGCUGCUGCUGUUUUAUGUGUUAUAAUGCUGCUGGCUAUGAGUGUUUCUGUCUCUGAUCCUUUGUCUUCACUAACACAGCCGACCUGUUUAAUUUCACGCUGAAAUGGACAAGCAAUGAUGUGAGAGUAAUCUCAGUCAUAACUCCCCUUUUAUUUGACUGCAGACACACAGGUUUGCAGGGAGGUUCUAUCAGACACAGGUUGACAGGAAAGGCACAGGGCAGUGCAGAGGGUAAUAAAGUAUUCUUCCAGGUGUGUGUGUGUAUAUAGCUUCUGGGUUUAGCUGACACACACACCAUCAGUGAGUCUGAGUCAUCUGUGCUGAUUCAGAGGUCAUGUGGGUUUUGAUACUGAUAUCCACUGUAUCUCUCCUCUGCUCCCCUCGUCCCUCCUCACCCUCUUCUCCCUCUCACCUCUCUUC